Molecule: messenger RNA, 1879 nt
Organism: Cucurbita maxima (winter squash)
Lineage: Eukaryota; Viridiplantae; Streptophyta; Magnoliopsida; Cucurbitales; Cucurbitaceae
Product: ankyrin-3-like
Exons: 2
Coding region: 45-1739 (564 amino acids)
Molecular function (GO): protein binding
Source: RefSeq, a predicted model, not a curated record
AUCUUAUUAAAAUAAAUAAAUACAAAAAAUGACAAAAAAAAUUGAUGCCUAAUAGAACAAGUCUCCCAUUGUUUUUCACAUCCACAUUUGGCGAUUCCUUGUCAUCCACCGCCGGCCUUCCUCUGUUUUUAAGACCUCCCCUGUCUUCUCCCUUUCACGCCCCAAAAAUGGACCGCCUCAUCGCCGUCGAGCCCUCCACCUUGAUCCCAAUUCCGAUCGAACCCUCUCGGAAAUGCUCCGCCGAGCUCACCCUCCGCAACGUCAUGUACACCAUGCCCGUCGCCUUCCGGCUGCAGCCUCUGAUCAAAUCCCGCUACACUUUCAAGCCUCAAUCUGGCAUCAUCCCACCACUCGCUACAUUAACGGUUGAGAUUCUUUACCAUCUCCCCCCAGACUCUGAUCUCCCCGAUUCCUUUCCUUACUCCGACGACUCCUUCCUCCUCCACAGCGUCGUCGUCCCCGGUGCUGUUAUCAGCUUUGACUCUGUUCCGUCCGACUGGUUCACUACCAGAAAGAAGCAGGUCUUCAUUGACAGUGGGAUUAAAGUCAUGUUUGUGGGGUCGGCUGUGGUGACGAGGCUGGUGGCAGAUGGGGUUAUGGAUCAGAUUAGAGAUGUGCUGGAGCGGAGCGAUCCUAGCUGGAGGGCGGUGGACGCGGUGGAUGAACAGGGGAGGACUCUGCUUCACUUGGCGGUGGAGCAGGGGAGGGCGGAUUUGGUGCAAUUGUUGUUGGAGUUUAAUCCGGAUUUGGGGGCAGUGGGGCGGUGUGGGAUGACGGCGUUGGAGGCGGCGGCGGGGGCAGGGCAGGCGUUGAUUGUGGAGUUGUUGUUGGCGAGGAGGGCGAGUACGGAGCGGGGGGAGGGGUCUGUGUUUGGGGCGGUGCAUUUGGCGGCGGCGGGAGGGCAUGUGGAAGUGUUGAGGCUGCUUUUGGUGAAAGGGGCUUUUGUCGAUGCUUUGUCUAAGGACGGCGAUACGGCGCUGCAUCUCACUGUUCAGGAGCGCCGCCGUGACUGUGCUCGACUGCUUCUCGCUAAUGGAGCCAAGCCUGAUGUUCGUAGUGCUGAACAAGGAGAUACGGCGCUGCACAUGGCGGCGAGAAUCGGCGACGAGCAAAUCGUGAAGCUUUUAAUUCAGAAGGGAGCCAACAAAGACAUCCGAAAUUGGGCCGGGAAGAGGCCAUACGACGUCGCAUUCGACCACUCCCACACUCGCCUCUUCGACGUCCUCCGCCUCGCCGACAAGCUCGCCACCGCCGCACGCAAGGGCGACGUCCGGUCAAUUCAACUCCUCCUCGAUAGCGGUGCCGCUCUCAACGGCCGCGACCAAAACGGCUGGACAGCGCUCCACAGGGCGGCCUUCAAGGGCCAGACCGACGCCGCCAGAGCCCUAAUCGACAUCGGCAUUGAAAUCGAAGCCAAGGACGACGAAGGCUACACCGCCCUCCACUGCGCCGUGGAGGCUGCCCAAGCCGACGCCGUUCAGCUCCUCGUCGAGAGAGGCGCUGACGUGGAGGCGCAGACUAAUAAAGGGAUGAGUUCAAUGCAGAUUGCUGAGUCACUGCAGUACCCAAGGAUUAUGAGGAUUUUGAUGCAGGGCGGCGCCUGCAGAGACAAGGAGGCGUCGCCGUCGCAAACGCCGUCGUGGGGACUGACAAAGAAGAAGCAGAGUAAGAGCAGAGGGAGAAUAAGGAGUGUGCGGAGUACGGAGUUUGAUAAGUCGGUGGCGUUGUCGGUAGUGUGAGAACAUAUAUAUAGUGUUGUAUGUGUAUAUAUGUAUGUAUGGAUGGAUGGAUGCAUGCAUGUACGGCAUGCGUAUUUUCCAUCGCUUAUCUUUUAUUUGUUUUCAAAUAUCUAUCAUAAUUGGAAAUUUGUAACUAAUUC